UGACAGUAGCUGUCAAGUGUAUUUGUUUGGUUGAAAAUUGGAAGAUUUUUGGUUACGGAAAAUACGAAAACGAAGUUAUUAAAAUUGUCUUUUGCAACAAAAAAUAUUUACUUAGACAUGGCUACAUAUGACAACAAAAUCUGGCUCCUCAAAAAUAUUAGAGAUGCUUUCAUUGCAACAGACGACACUGGUUUGUGUGAGAUAGUGAUGGCUGGUGAAGAUUUCUCUAAAAUAUUUCAAAACAAAGCUUUCGAAGACAGGAAAAGAAUUAGAGAAAGCCGACUGAACCAACCGAGUACUAGUAAAGGCAAAGAAGGUAAAGGAGACGUUUCUGAAGAAGAUGAGAAGGAAAUCGUGACCCAAUUCGACCCAUAUCCAGAUAUGGAGGACAGUGAGGACGACGAUUUGAUGUGUGGCAGCUACAUCAGAUAUGAAGAAUUUGGUGGACACAGGCAAAGAUCCAAUACUGCUCAGUGGUUAGACAAAAAAGAACAAGCUUUAAAAAAGGCAGCUAAAAUCAAAGUCAUAAAAUGGGACGACACAUCAACACAACUAACAUCAGAGCAGAUGGCCGAGAUAUUCUCUAGAAUGGAAGUGAAGAAACCUGAGAAGUUAAAGUCUUUGCUUGCUGAGCAAAUGGAGCAGUGCCCUGACCUGCCUCAUCGUCAGUAUCUCGAAUAUGCUAAAUUUGACGGGACAGCACAGCUCGGCUUGCCCACCAAAUCAUUCAAAAUCUUCAUGACAAUGCUACCUGAAAAACAUCAGAACUACCCUUUGGUGGUGUGCAUCAUAGCCCAUGCUAAGAUCAAGGAUUUGAUUGGCUUUACAUGCUAUAAAUACAGCAUUGAACACCCUGAUAUCACUCUUGGAUCUGUGCACGACUAUGGGUUAUGUAUCGCUGAAGACGAUGGGGAAGUGGACUGGGCAUUCCCUUGCCUUGAUGCCAACGAGCCUUGUUCGAAGUUUGGCUUCACCUGCCUCGGCCUUGUAGACUUGAAAAGCAAACACUACUUCACACAUGCGCCUAUAUCCAUACCGGAGGAUGGCAUGCUUGAAGUGUUUCCUAAAGCAACGGAAUCAGGUCAUAGUCAACACAACCCAUCAAGGCACAACACUGGAGGCAGUGCCACUUCUGAAGCAGUUAGGAAAGCUAUUAAUGCUGUUGCUGAAGAGAAAAGAGGCCAGGAAUCUGAACUAGACAAAAUACAAUCACAUUUGAUAGCAACAGAUGCACCUCAGUACAAAACGUAUAGAGUGUAUUUAUUGCGUAAAGUGCGAACGAACACUUUGGUGCAGUUGGGAGUGUCACUAGAGAGGAUAGAGGUGGAACCACUGGUAGCACACAAACACGCAUUUUGGUCAAGAUCAAAAUACUUUCGACUGAACAUAGACUCGAUAGCGUGGUGUCAAAUACUGGAAGCGAAAGCAAACAAAACUACAUUUCGAAUAGUCCACUCGCCGACACACAACUUGGGAUUGUUAGAUCGAAGCAAUUCAGGUAACGCAAGUUUCUUCCAUCCAAAUACAGCCUACAAAAUAUACGAUUUCGAAUGUGAACACGAUGUCGCUAGAGAAAUCGUUGACAAAGUGAACACAAUUCUCGACCUAAGGAAUAGCCCGUGCCGCCGUGAAUACAAGACUUCUAAAGACAAGAAACUGCAAACGAGAAGAAGCUUACACACAAGGCAUUUGAGUUGAGUUUCAUAAAGACUGCAUGACUAGUGUAAUAUGAAGUUCCCCAUUGAAAGUUCCUGUUCAAAUGCAUUCUAAUUUAUCUAUUAUCCCAUUGAAAAGCAUUGGGAUAAUAAUAUGUUCAGUACGUCCAUAAGCUCUUUGAAAAUAAAUUGGUCAUUUUUUAAUUUUAUUCAAAUAAAUUCUCUACUACUAAGUCAAUACUGUAAAUAUUGAUUGUUACCAAAAUCGUGGGGGCCUACUUGAUCCAUUACUAUCCCAGUGUUCAUGAUUAGUGACAAAAAAUCAUCAUACUACUAAUUAUCGUUUUUGCCAGCUUUACAAAUCUAAGGACUAGGGAUGUUAUGGAUAUCCGUAACCGUAACCGAAACUUUCGGAUAUCCGUGAUAAAAAAAAUAUCCGAAACCGUAAUCGAUUCAAAAGAUUCGGAUAGUUUCGGAUUUUGGCAGUUUGAAUUGUUUUUUGUAUAGCAUAACAGCCUGAUUUACCUUCAUAAUGCCAUCUAGUAUCAAUUUUUAUUUUUUUAUUACUUUUUAUUCGAUGUAAAGUGUGCGGCCAUGAAUGAACCGUGUUGGACAACUAUUGCAAAUUGCAUUCUAAACAUAGAUAUCCGUAACCGUAACUGAAACUUUCGGAUAUCCGAAUUAAAAAAAUAUCCGUAACCGUAACCGAAACCGGUAUAUUAUUCCUAUAUCCGUAACCGUAACCAUAACCGAAACUACAUAUCCAUAACAUCCCUACUAAGGACACUGCAUAUGUUGCAGAAAAAUAUGUAAACCCAAUGCUAAUACUAAAAUUAGCAGUUAUUUGUGUUUGGGAAACUAGCCGUUAGUCGUAACUAUAGUUAAGUAAUCAUGAUCGACACAUCACUGCCACAUAGCUUGGUGAGCGCUGGGCCUUACUUAUCGUAAGUUUAAUUAUUAAUUUAUUGUUUUAGUCCAAAUGAACUUUAAUGAAUUGUCAACUUAAAUGAAAUUGCAUUUUUUUACGUACAGAAAUAUUAUGAAUCAUGUAAAUACCUAGUUUAGUCCAAGUCCAUUACGUUGGUAACUGACAAAGGCUUCCAGCUGUAAUUCGUAACACGGUUGAUAUUCUCAAAACAAUAUUGUUGUAUUUUUUAUUAAUUUUGUACUAAACCACAUAAAAAUGGGAUCACACCAAAGCGUUCGUUAUUUAUAAUUUACUGAUGUAUUAUUACGCUUUGAUGUAUCUCAAAUUUAUGAACUCAUGUUGCAUGUGUGUAAUAGUGUGUUGAAUUAUUAUUGAAUUGUAUGAAUGUAGUGGGAUUAUUUAAUUUUGCCAAAUGCAAUCAUGUCUUUCUGAGAGUAUAAGUGCUGACAUUAUUGCUGUUUAUGUAAUUAAUUUUAAAUAUUUUUGUGUUAAAAAUCUCAAAGUAUUGAAUAAUUAGGAAAUUCAUUUUCUUAGAUACAGAGUGAAGACUUGAAAUCAUUUGGUUAUUAUUGGUACUACUAAAAUUAAUAUUUUUGAAAUAAAAUAGCUUUUACUCUUUCCUUCGAGGUAUUUUAAUCUAUCUAUAUAUAUAAAAGAAAGUCGUGUUAGUUACUCCACUUAUAACUCAAGAACGGCUGAACCGAUUUAGCUGAAAAUUGUCAGGGAGGUAGUUUAGAGCCAGGAGAAGGACAUAGGAUACUUUUUAUCCCGUUCGAAAUUAAAAAAAAAAGUCUGCUUAUUUAUUGCCAUUAAGGCGGAACAAAGUUCGCCGGGUCAGCUAGUAUAUAUAUAAAAGAAAGUCGUGUUAGUUACUCCACUUAUAACUCAAGAACGGCUGAACCGAUUUAGCUGAAAAUUGUCAGGGAGGUAGUUUAGAGCCAGGAGAAGGACAUAGGAUACUUUUUAUCCCGUUCGAAAUUAAAAAAAAAGUCUGCUUAUUUAUUGCCAUUAAGGCGGAACAAAGUUCGCCGGGUCAGCUAGUAAUUUGAUAAAAUGAAAUUGGAUUCAGAAUGAAUAAGAGAAUAAUUUUAAAACAUGUAAUUGUAUUAUUAAGGAUAAUAAUUGACUGCUUAAAUAAUUACCAAAAACAAGUAUUUUACGAUAAACUGGCUACUGAUUAUCCACUCUGAUAUUUUAAUUAAUAUUGUUGAAAAUUAAAUUGUCUAAUUCCAUUGUAUGAAUUUUAUUAAUGUA
Molecule: messenger RNA, 3837 nt
Organism: Ostrinia nubilalis (European corn borer)
Lineage: Eukaryota; Metazoa; Arthropoda; Insecta; Lepidoptera; Crambidae
Gene: Sin1
Product: stress-activated map kinase-interacting protein 1
Exons: 7
Coding region: 118-1698 (526 amino acids)
Biological process (GO): TORC2 signaling
Cellular component (GO): TORC2 complex; cytoplasm; plasma membrane
Molecular function (GO): phosphatidylinositol-4,5-bisphosphate binding
Source: RefSeq, a predicted model, not a curated record